This is a messenger RNA of Melanotaenia boesemani (Boeseman's rainbowfish), 1973 nucleotides long. RefSeq names its product ankyrin repeat domain 16 (gene ankrd16). The transcript is spliced from 7 exons. NCBI's taxonomy places the organism in Eukaryota, Metazoa, Chordata, Actinopteri, Atheriniformes, Melanotaeniidae. Gene Ontology annotation, molecular function: protein binding. The record is from RefSeq and is a predicted model, not a curated record. The coding region runs from base 120 to 1232 and encodes 370 amino acids.
UUUCCAGGCUGUGGGAAAAGCUUGUACACUUCUACCGAGCAUGCCUUCAGCACUAAUAAGUCAGUAUUUGUCGGUAAAUUAACUUAUGCUGCAGCAGCAGUCUUUUACAUUCAACUAGCAUGGAUGAAAACACUUUAAAGCUGUUGUUGAAGCUUACUCAGGACGGACGGUUAAGCUCUCUGGAGAAACAAAUAACAUUAGGCGGCUGUACUGCGGCACAAGCAGUCAGGAGCAAACACUUUGGCCGGUCUGGAGACACCUUACUACAUUAUGCUGCUAGACACGGACACAUUGAUAUUGUGGAAUAUCUAAUAAAGCAGCUGGGCGUGGAUGUGGAAGUAUACAAUAAUGAUUAUAAGAGGCCACUGCAUGAAGCCGCUUCUAUGGGCCACAAGGAAUGUGUCAGCUAUCUGCUCGGGAAAGGAGCCAAGGUGGAUAGUCUGAAAAAAGCUGACUGGACUCCUCUCAUGAUGGCGUGUACUCGGAGGAACCUUGAUGUGAUUCAGCAGCUUUUGUGUCACGGCGCUGACCCCACACUGCAAAACAAAGAUGGCUGGAACGCCUUCCACAUUGCGUGCAGGGAGGGCGAUCCUCAGGUCAUAGAGCACCUGCUUCUUGCCGCACCAGACAUCUGGAAGACGGAGAGCAAAACACGCAGGACGCCGCUGCACACUGCCGCAAUGCAUGGCUGCGAGGAAGUUAUUAGGAUCUUAUUGGAGAGGUGUGGCUACACCCCAGACAACACUGACAGCUGUGGAGUCACUCCCUUCAUGGAUGCUGUCAGGAAUGGACAUAUCUCUGUAGCCAGGCUGCUUUUAGAGAAGCACCAGGCAUCCCCAGUGGCUGCUGAUGUACUCCGAGCUCAGCCGGUGCACCAGGUUGCCGUCACCGGUCAGGAGGAAGCGCUGCGGUUCUUGGUGCAAGAGCUCAGGGUAGACGUGAAUCAGAGAGCGACUGAUCUCCAGCUCACUGCUCUGCAUUAUGCUGCAAAGGAGGGACACGUUUCUAUAAUAAAAACACUGCUGGAGCUGGGGGCGGAGCUUCAUGUUCAGGACAAAAAGGAACGGACUGCUCUGCACAUGGCUUGCAUCGGGCAGCAUGCAGGUGCAGUCAGGACACUCCUGUUGCUCGGGCUCAAGGACUCUCAGGAUGCAUCUGGCACAACAGCACGGCAGCUCGCCAAGAAACCAGACGUAGUGCAAGCAUUUGAAUCUAGCCUACCAGACAGUUAAUGCACGAAACUAUCAUGAAUGUGAGCACACUGGUUAUUUAUAAUUUAUUUUAAUAAAGAAAAGAAGCUUUCACAUUCAUGUGACUGAGGCUAAGCUGAGCAGAUUGUGGAGAUUGCAAUAAAAAUUUGCUUUGUUUUGGUUAUUUCUGGACCUGACAGAGGGAACAAGAGAAGGAGGGAGUGAAGAAAAGAAACAGAAGACAAAGUUAUGAAAGAUUGAACACAACUAUACCUUUCCAGCUUCUGUAAGAAAAUAAAGCAGAGAAUCAACCAUAAAAUGACAAAAACAAGAACACCAGCAACUGUAGGUAUUGGUGAUUAAACCUGCAGGACAAUACAGUAACUGUAUAACGAUGUGUUGUCUGCGUGAAUGACUUGAAACUAUUCCUACACAGACCAAUGUGAGACAUGAUCCAAUGAGUUACACAGAAGCAUUUUAUUAUUUGUCUUAAGGUUUGCUUAACAGGUGUGUCAGUGAUGAACAGGCAGGCAACACAAAUAGUGGUACAAGACUACAUAGUCUUCCUCUUGACUCGGUAGAAUGUUUCCUGUAUAAUUGGAGUAAAAUCAAGGUUUUUAUACAGUAAAAAGCAAAUAGAAAUAGUAGUGAUUAUGAAGGAAUACAAAAAGAGUUGUCUUUUACAGUACCUUGUCUAGUAUUUUGUAAUCUUUCAAUUAUAAUUAUUAAUUUUUAAAUUUUGCACUUGGUUACGGUGUUUUUACACAGGUAGUAAGUUGCCAA